AUGCGUCGUCAAACCUCGAUUGGCCAUCUGGCAAUCUUCCGCUCGCACCUCAAUUCCCCGCGGUUACUUGAGGGGGUCAACGCCCGUCCUCCGUGUCUCACUUUCCCCUCCCCCCCAUCCAGUGUUCCGUUCUCCGCAUCCCCGUCUGCGCGGCGACUUGGCUUUCGCAACCGCGCCCACUCCGUUCACCCACCCGUCUCGUUGCUCUGCGUGUCGGGCUCGGCUGCGCCUGUGCUCCCCAUGACCACCGCCGUCGAGAAGCGCGCCCGCGCCGCGCCCGACGCCUCGCCCGACGCCGCGCCCGACGCCGCGCCCACCGCCCCGCCCGCCGCCUUGGACCCGUCCUUUCCGCUCCAUGAAGACUCGGAGAGCAGCCAGGGCGAGCGCAUCGAGGCCAGAGGCAUGAAGGAGGGGGGGUACCACCCGGUUCAAAUUGGCGAUAGCUUUAAGAAUGGCGCGUACCGCGUACUUUGCAGGCUUGGCACGGGACACUUUUCCACCGUCUGGUUGUGUUUGGACACCACUAGACGGUCCCCGAGGCUGAGCCAGGCGCCCGGAAGCUCUUCCGCCGCCGGUGGCGCCAACCAUCGCGUCGUGGCCCUGAAAAUUCAGAAGAGCGCUCUGGACUACACCGAGGCGGCCAAGGAUGAGAUCAAGCUGCUGGAAGCGGUAAGACGGGGCGACCCGAACGCUCGCGCGCCUGUGAUUUCGCUUCUGGACCACUUUGAUCAUUACGGGCCCAACGGCAGGCAUAUUUGUCUGGUGUUUGACGUGCUGGGGAGCUCGCUGUUACGUCUCGUCAAGCGCUUCAACUACAAGGGCGCGCCGAUUUCUAUCGUGCGCACGCUUUCGAAAUGUAUUCUCGAGGGGCUGCACUACCUCCACGAGGAGGUAGGCAUUAUUCACACGGAUCUCAAGCCGGAGAACGUGCUGUUCGAGAUCCCUGAGGAGAUGGUCACUGAGAUAGAGCGACAGGCCGCCAUCUUUGGCGACAUUGUGCAGGAAAAGCGGCGGCAGGCGAUUCUGUCGGGGAAUUUUGUGGCGCCGGGCAGGAUGAAUGGACGGUAUGGGAGCGGAAGCAAGUAUAAGCGAAAUCAGAAAAAGCGAAUGAAGGCGCGGGCGAAGAAAGCGGGCACCGCUGCGGGACCAAAAACGACAAGUAGCGAGCAUGUUGGGGCUUCAAUUUCCGCGGGGAACGGAGAGGUGAGAGAAGGAGCAGAUGUGUUACCAGGUGGACAGGAUGAAGGGGUGUCGCAAAAGGGUGAGAAGGGGACGAGCAGCGGAAACAGCGGGAUAGUGGGGGAUCGGUUCGAGCUGAGCAGAAUCGUGGACAAGGACGUGAUGUUCUCGCGGGGCCUGGUGAAAAUUGCAGACCUGGGCAAUGCAUGUUGGACGGACAAGCACUUCACGGAGGACAUUCAAACGCGGCAGUACCGAUCGCCAGAGGUGAUCCUGGGGGCCAAGUUUGACAGCUCGGUGGAUAUCUGGUCUGCGGCGUGCCUUAUUUUCGAAAUGCUAACUGGGGACUAUCUGUUCGACCCGCACUCAGGGGUAGGAUACGACCGGGACGAGGAUCACUUGGCGUUGAUAAUAGAGCUUCUGGGGCCGAUGCCGCGGCAUUUGUCGAGACGAGGGGAGUUUUCGCGGGAGCUUUUCAACAGGCACGGGCAGCUACGACACAUCCGGAAGCUGGACUACUUUCCUCUGGUAGAAGUGCUGGAGGAAAAGUACAAAUUUUCAAAGGAAGACUCGAAGAUGGUUAGCGAGUUUCUAGAGCCGAUGCUGGCACUGGAUGGGAGCAAACGGGCCACAAGCAAGGAGUGCUUGGGGCACCGGUUCUUUGACGAGGAACGACGCAAGGACGUGGGGCACACGGACAGUGGGGCAGGGUCAAAGGACAGACGGUGA
This is a messenger RNA of Chondrus crispus (carragheen), 1908 nucleotides long. RefSeq lists its product as hypothetical. The record is from RefSeq and is a predicted model, not a curated record. Lineage: Eukaryota; Rhodophyta; Florideophyceae; Gigartinales; Gigartinaceae. Gene Ontology annotation, molecular function: protein kinase activity; ATP binding. Gene Ontology annotation, biological process: regulation of mRNA processing; spliceosomal complex assembly; protein phosphorylation. The transcript has a single exon. Bases 1 to 1908 code for a protein of 635 amino acids.